This is a messenger RNA of Talaromyces stipitatus ATCC 10500, 808 nucleotides long. RefSeq lists its product as uncharacterized. Lineage: Eukaryota; Fungi; Ascomycota; Eurotiomycetes; Eurotiales; Trichocomaceae. The record is from RefSeq and is a predicted model, not a curated record. The coding region runs from base 50 to 808 and encodes 252 amino acids. The transcript is spliced from 2 exons.
AUUUUGACAUUUUGUGCCUAAAAUUAUAAGGGUGUACUCCUACCAUAUCAUGUCAAAAGUAGGAAAGUAUUUCUACCCGUCGGACCAUGCCUUGGUCCGCCGGCUCCCUUUCGGGUUAUACUUGAAAUCCUGUGCACGCUCCGGACAGAAUGAGGCGGUGGCUUUACAACUUGUUGAGGAAUAUACAUCUGUUCCAGCCCCGCUUUGGAUCGAUGAUUACGAGGAAAAUGGAAACAUAAUUUUGAUUAUGACCUCAGUACGGGGGCAACCGCUACGGAGCGUUUUUCACAGACUAUCUUAUCAAGAGCGCGAGCAGCUCUCCAAGGAUUUAAAAACAAUCAUCUGUGAACUUCGGCGCAUUCCAAACCAAACACCCUAUCGUUUCGCGAAUACGUUAGGUAGCGCCCUUUUCGAUCACCGUGUCGGUAAAUUUGGACCGUUCAUUCAAGCAUCAGGUUUCCAUAAACACCUUAUCCCAGAGCACACGCCAGCCGAAACUAGAAGAGCAGUUACCCCAAUCCAUUCACGUCAUCAUUCGUCGUUCUUCACCCAUGCGGACAUUAACUGGUCGAAUAUUUUCAUUGACCAAGGCAGACUGGUUGCAUUGGUAGAUUGGGAAUGUGCAGGGUAUUAUCCUGAGUAUUGGGAGUUCACGAAAGCAAUGUAUGGAAUCAUCAAUGAUGAGGCCAUGGAGAAGAUUGUGCGCGACACAUUUGAUCAGGACUAUACAGACGAGCUAGAAGUGGAGGAGAAACUUUGGAGAGAGUCACCAUGGGUGAAGCAUUUCAACUACCGUUAUCAUGAAUAG